This is a messenger RNA of Oryzias latipes (Japanese medaka), 2427 nucleotides long. NCBI's taxonomy places the organism in Eukaryota, Metazoa, Chordata, Actinopteri, Beloniformes, Adrianichthyidae. The record is from RefSeq and is a predicted model, not a curated record.
UGUUAUUGUUGCUGUGAAUUAGUUUUACAGGAAACUAUAAAUCACGUUGCUGUUCCUGUGCAUGAAGGAACCUUGUAUCCUCCUUUUGUUGUCACAUUGUUGGCCAAUGGGGUUGAAUUCCAGUACUGAAGGGGUGAAGAGAUGUUGAAAACUCAGCAGUGCCCUCAAAACCGCAGUUUGAGGUCCACGUGGAAGUUUGAUUUAGGGCAGGAGACUUUUAUCCCUGAUUCUUCUAAUCAUACUUUCCCACCACUAUUACCUUUUUUUUCUCUUGCUUUUUUUUUUCAAACUAGAAUCCCCCUCACUGUUUUGUUAUGAUUAUCUAAAACGUUCCAUCAAGAAGCAGGAAAUAUUUAAUUAAUUUUAAACAUAGUGUAGAAAAGGUCUCUGAGACUCCAACAAUCAAAACUGAAUUUUAGAGCAUUUAAAGGUUAGAAUAUCCUGGACAAACAGUCUGUAUACAAUAGUAUUCAACCAUCUACUCUGGUUUAUUUGGGCUCAAAUACGACUACAUGGGAAAAUAUUACUUCUUUUUUCUUCCACACCAUGUAACCAUGUGUCAUAAAAGGACUUUGAAAUAAGGCUUGAAGGUGACUAACACCCAUAUCUAACUCAGACGGAAAUUGAAGAUCUAUCAUUAUUACCCAGAGGCAACAUUUGGCUGUAAGAAGAUAAGGCUGUUCAGAGGUCAGUGACGUGUGCAGCUUAUGACAUCUUUCAACAUUUGCGUGAAUGAUGGAAAGAUCACUGAGAGUCUGAGCAAAAGGGGGAGGAGACAACAGACCAGUACCACAAGGAAAUAUACCACCACAAAACAAAGUUGGAGCCACACUAAAAGCAGUAGAGACCCUUUUAUUUCAAAUCAGGAAAACAGUAUUUUUAUUAUAAUAAUUAACAUUAGUAUUACAUAGACAAUGCAUUUUAAUAUGACAAAGAUUUCCUCUUUACUCUUCACAAACUAUUUAGAAUUUUUUUUGGAUAUGACAGAUUUUUUUCUUUUGCUUUUUUCCUGGAACUCAAUAAACAUAAUUGUUCUUUGUCUGAAUUUCCUGAUAACAGCUGUUUCCCUGUGCUUUUAUUUUGAAAGUACUUACCUGAACUCAGGCACAAACCUUUUUUUCAGCUUGAUGAGUCAGGGUGUUUUGUCUCACCUGCACUAAGCCGUUUAGCAGACACAGCAGAGGUCUUAGGAUCGACAAAGUCUUUAAAAGUUUUAUUUUUAAGUCUUCGUAUUUUUAUAAAGUUUUUUUAUUUCUUUGUCUUUCAUAGGCAAAGCAUUCAAACUGUUUCCAGACUAUUAUGGAUCCAAACCAUCAACAUCAGAUUCCAAGCGCUCCUCCACAGGAUCUGAACGAGGACAAGUCUUUUCCAAGUAACUACCCUGCUCCUCCACCUUACCAGACUCUGCAGUUUCCAGGACCCUCUCAGCCUGGAAUGGGAUUCCCGCAGCCACAGCAGGGAUUUGGAAGUCCGCCACCAUUUCCGGUUGCAACAUACGAACAGCAGCCGUACCCUCCAGGCUUCCAGUACCCAGCGCACCCCGGUGCCUUCAGUGUCCCCCCCACAGUUGUACUGACCAGAGCCCCUUUACAAGACCCUGUUAACAACUACAUGUGCUACUCCAUCUUCACCACCAUCUUCUGCUGCCUGCCGUUUGGAAUCGCUGCCCUCAUCCAUUCCAAUGCCGCCAGCAGAGCCAAUCAGAUGGGCGACCGGGCUGGAGCAGAGAAAAAUGCCAGAUUAGCCCGGAACCUAAAUCACACAGCUGUAGGAUUGGGGAUUCUGGUUUACAUCAUUUUUGUUGCUGUAAUGGUGUUUGUUCUUCUUUAUUAAUAAGUUAGUUGGAGCAUCUUUAUUUAAUGCUCACUCAUGUCAGAGACUCAGACAGCAUUAUUGACAUUAUUGACAUGAUUUAGUAAACACAAAACCACAAGACAUGUUAGAAAUAUGUUGAAACUAAUGUUGCAAAGAAACUGUGAUCAAGUCUGAUGAUCAGUAAAUGUUUAAAUACUGUAAAGGUGUUCUUAUAUCUAUGUACAUAUGCUAUAAUGUAGUUGUCAAAUGAUUGUGUUUUUAUUUGCACUAAAACUGUGUCUCUCAUUUUGGGGCACUUGUACCCACUAGGGUUAUGCAUUGCACAUUUUUAGGUCUUUUAGGUAGUUUUCAUAUUUUUUAUAUAUCAUACUAAAAAUGUUUUUAAAAAAGUUUUAACACACAUUUCAGAAAUAUAUAUUUUUAGUUAGGAAGUCUAUAUCUAGCUUUUGUUUUUAAUGCUAAUGGCCAAUACUCACCCAUGACAUCAUACAUGAUAUUAGAAGUGUCUUCAAAACCCACAACUUUGUGAAUUCUAACAAUGAAGUCAUGAUUUAUUUAGUAUUUAUCUUUACCUACAACUGUAUUUUAAAAAAUAAAGCAUUUCCACUUGUU